This is a messenger RNA of Thermothelomyces thermophilus ATCC 42464, 1872 nucleotides long. RefSeq lists its product as uncharacterized. Lineage: Eukaryota; Fungi; Ascomycota; Sordariomycetes; Sordariales; Chaetomiaceae. The transcript is spliced from 5 exons. The record is from RefSeq and is a predicted model, not a curated record. Gene Ontology annotation, molecular function: succinate-CoA ligase (ADP-forming) activity. Gene Ontology annotation, cellular component: succinate-CoA ligase complex. The coding region runs from base 272 to 1738 and encodes 488 amino acids. Gene Ontology annotation, biological process: tricarboxylic acid cycle; succinyl-CoA metabolic process.
GGUCCCUGGAGAAGCUGCUGCCCCGAUCGUUUUGAGAAAGCCCAGCUCUGAAUUCGGCCCUCGUCUUUCCCCCAGGGGAGCUGCAUCUUGAGACAGAUUCUCGCCUGAUCCAUUUCCUCUUCCUCCCUCCCUUCUCCUCCAUUCCGUGCUGCGAUACCCUCCCGCGGGCGCGCGUACACUUUGCUAUCCUUCUCUCUGAGACUUCUCAUCAAGAAAGCGCCCAAACUCAAAGACUGGACAGAAAGGAAAAGUUGCCUACUCACCAGAAAAGAUGUCUGCGAAGAGCAUCCUCGAGGCUGAUGGCAAGGCCAUCAUCAACUACCAUCUCACUCGCUCUCCGGUGAUCAAGCCUAGCCCGCUCCCGCCCCCGACCAAACACAACCCUCCUCCUAGGCUUGCUUCCAUCCACUUUCCCGAGGACAAGGACGUCAACGACGUCCUCGACCAGGCCGAGAUCACGUACCCUUGGCUGCUGCACCAGGACGCCAAGUUUGUCGCUAAGCCAGAUCAGCUCAUCAAGCGUCGUGGCAAGAGCGGCCUGCUCGCCCUGAACAAGACCUGGGCUGAGGCGAGGGCGUGGAUUGCUGAACGCGCCGGCAAGGUGCAGAAGGUCGAGCACACAGAGGGUGUUCUCCGGCAGUUCCUGGUCGAGCCCUUCGUCCCGCAUCCCCCCAACACCGAGUAUUACAUCAACAUCAAUUCGGUUCGCGAUGGCGACUGGAUUCUUUUCACCCACGAGGGUGGUGUCGAUGUCGGUGAUGUCGACGCGAAGGCCGAGAAGCUUCUCAUCCCCGUCGACCUCACGCAGUAUCCCUCAAAUGAGGAGAUUGCUGCCACUCUCCUGAAGAACGUCCCGAAGGGCAUUCACAAUGUCCUGGUUGACUUUAUCACCCGCCUCUACGCCGUCUACGUUGACUGCCAGUUCACUUAUCUCGAAAUCAACCCUCUGGUUGUGAUCCCCAACGAGGAUGCUACAUCUGCGUCCGUUCAUUUCCUCGAUCUUGCUGCCAAGCUGGAUCAAACAGCAGAUUUCGAGUGCGGUGUGAAGUGGGCUAUUGCGAGGUCGCCGACCGCUCUGGGCAUCAAUGCUCCGGCGUCCAAUAACGGCACCGUCAACAUUGACGCUGGCCCGCCGAUUGUGUUCCCGGCUCCCUUCGGCCGUGAGCUCUCUAAGGAGGAAGCUUACAUUGCCGAGCUUGAUGCGAAGACGGGUGCCUCACUCAAGCUGACGGUCCUGAACCCCAACGGGAGGAUCUGGACCCUCGUUGCCGGCGGUGGUGCGUCGGUUGUCUACGCUGAUGCCAUCGCCUCGGCCGGUUUUGCCGACGAGCUGGCCAACUACGGCGAGUACUCUGGUGCUCCCACCGAGUCCCAGACAUACCACUAUACCAGGACCGUCCUCGAGCUGAUGCUCCGGGCGCCAAUGCACCCCAAGGGCAAGGUUCUCUUCAUUGGUGGCGGCAUUGCCAACUUCACCAAUGUUGCCAGCACCUUCAAGGGCGUCAUCAAGGCGCUCCGCGAGUAUGCUAAUACGCUCAAUGAGCACAAUGUCCAGAUCUGGGUCCGUCGUGCCGGUCCUAACUACCAGGAGGGUCUCAAGAACAUGAAGGCGGCAACUCAGGAGCUUGGCCUCAACGCCAAGAUUUUUGGUCCCGAGAUGCACGUCAGCGGCAUCGUUCCCUUGGCCCUCAUUCCCGGAAAGUGGGAAGAGAACACGGUGGAGGAAUUCAAGGGCUGAGAGAAGGUGCGGAGGUGUAAAAUUGUUUAUUCGUAUUGCCGUUUGACGAUUAUAUACGGCGGCUUUUAUCGCGCGGGAAAGAAGAUUCCCCAUAGACAGUAUAAUACAGUUCAAAACCUGCUUCUACGGCGCAA